Messenger RNA from Carassius carassius (crucian carp), 4529 nucleotides. RefSeq names its product steroid hormone receptor ERR1-like. Bases 307 to 1614 code for a protein of 435 amino acids. Gene Ontology annotation, molecular function: steroid binding; zinc ion binding; DNA-binding transcription factor activity. The transcript is spliced from 8 exons. The record is from RefSeq and is a predicted model, not a curated record. Gene Ontology annotation, biological process: regulation of DNA-templated transcription. NCBI's taxonomy places the organism in Eukaryota, Metazoa, Chordata, Actinopteri, Cypriniformes, Cyprinidae. Gene Ontology annotation, cellular component: nucleus.
AUACAACACCUGAAUUGCUAAGGUAGCCCACUUAAACAAACAGGCAGAGCAUAUGCUCUUUAAUUCGUUGUGUAGGACAAUACACAGUACUGUAAUAUAUGUGAUACUAGGCUAUAAGUAAAUAUCGGAUUUACUGUUUGCUCGAGAGUUUCUUUGGUUGGCUUCGAGGCACCAGCAAUGCUCUCUGAAAUACUGGGUUCCUGAUGCCCAGUUUGAACUGACCUGUAGUCUUCUGGCACCAAAAGAAAGAGAGGAUUUUCAGCAUUCACAAGACUAAAGACCUUUGGCUUUUGAGCAAAAGGUAUCAUGUCUUCGAGAGAGCGACGGUCUGAUUUGUACAUAAAGGCUGAACCCAGCAGUCCCGAGGGAGGAGGUGGUGGCAAUGGGAGGACCAGCCCGGGAGGAGCGUCCUCAGACUCCUCUCAGAGUGGAGGAGGGGGAUCCAGAGGAGAAAGUGCUGGCCGCUACUCCCCGCCCCCUUACACGCCUGCGUUACGUUGCCAUUUUAAGGAGGAGGGUGCGGAUGGAGCCGAGGAGGGCUCCACUGGUAGCGUAGGAGGCCGCUGCAAGUACACACUAAGCACGCUUCCCAAAAGGCUGUGUCUGGUGUGUGGAGAUGUGGCAUCUGGCUACCACUACGGAGUGGCUUCCUGUGAAGCCUGUAAGGCUUUCUUCAAAAGAACUAUACAGGGUAAUAUUGAGUACAGUUGUCCUGCCUCUAAUGAAUGUGAGAUCACCAAGCGCCGCAGGAAGGCCUGUCAGGCAUGUCGCUUCACCAAGUGCCUCAAAGUAGGCAUGCUCAAAGAAGGUGUCCGCCUGGACCGAGUUAGAGGCGGACGACAGAAGUACAAGAGACGCCCAGAGAUGGAGAAUGCUACAUACCAGAGUGCGCCGAUACCUUUAAGGAAAGAGGGAGAGAAGGGCUCAUCUAGCAUCAUUGUGUCUCAUCUGCUGGUGGCGGAGCCAGAAAAGCUGUUUGCUAUGCCAGACCCCCUGCAGCCUGACACGGCCCAACGCACGCUCACCACUCUCUGCGACCUGGCCGACCGGGAACUAGUUGUCAUCAUCGGCUGGGCCAAGCACAUUCCUGGCUUUCUUUCACUAUCUCUGGCUGACCAGAUGUCCGUGCUGCAGUCGGUGUGGCUGGAGGUGUUGGUGUUGGGGGUGGCGUACCGUUCUCUCGGCUGUGAGGACGAGGUGGUGUUUGCUGAGGACUUUGUGCUGGAUGAGGAGAUGUCUCGUGUGGCCGGACUGACUGAACUCAACGCCGCCAUCAGCCAGCUCGCUCGCCGUUUCAGGGUUCUGCAGCUGGACCGCGAGGAGUUCGUCAUGCUAAAGGCCAUCGCUCUCACCAACUCAGAUUCGGUGUACAUUGAGGACAUGGAGGCUGUGCAGAAGUUAAGGGACCUUCUGCAUCAGGCUCUGCUGGAGCUGGAGGUCCAGAGAUGCCCUGAUGACCCCCAGCGUGCGGGACGACUCCUCCUCACCCUGCCCCUCCUCCGGCAGACUGCCGGCCGAGCCCUCACCACCUUCUACAGCAUCAAGACCCGUGGUGGCGUGCCCAUGCACAAACUCUUCCUGGAAAUGCUGGAGGCCAUGAUGGACUCACCUUAGAGAAGAGACGACGGAUGGACGACGGAUGGAUGGAAGAUGAAGAAAACGGGCUAAAUCUUUUUGUAUGUUGCAAGGGCUACAAAAGCCAAAAGAAAACACUUUUUGGUGUUUAAUAUGAAGAAGAUGUUUUGUGUAACUGUCCGCCGGUACUGGUCUUUCACAUCCAAUCCACCUUCAUUUGAUUUUAAUGGGUACCACGUCAACACAGGCUUGGGUCAGUUCAGGCACACUUAAUAUUUCUAUCAGUGUUCGAGAAACCACAGACAACGUGUAAUUCAUUGUCACUCCACAGUCAUCCUGAUAAGUGUUUCUAGGAACUAACCGUUACUGUAAACUCAGAGAAAUUUACGUGCCAAGGACGUCUCCUGAGACUGCAGCAAUAUGAACUCUUCCCUGAAUCACACGAUUCAGCGUUCGUUAUCUCAUUCUUUAACAAUGGUAGGCCAACGAAACAAACACAAGUCACUAUCACUACAGUUAUAAUCAAGUAAGCUUAUUUUUCUCCUUAAAACAGUGCAUAAAAGGCACUUGUGUACAGUUAAUAAUGUCUUUUAUAAUGCACUCGCCAUACUACAAGUGCUAUCUAACUUUGUCCUGCUAGCUUUUUGUGGAAUAUGCAACACAUAGGUGAAGGAAAUACAGCUCAAGACAAACUUCAGUUUUCUGGGACACACUGGUACUGCAAAUAUACUGCAAAAUCAUAUUAUGGAAAGCAAUAUGAAAGACUUCAUAACUCACUUGAUCUCUGUCAUGCCACGUCUUGCUUCAAAACAGAAUUUAGUAGUUUAGUCGCAUAGCAAGCAAAGUCAGUGUUUUUUUUUUUUUUUUUUUUAUUGUAGAAUUUUUUUAUAAACCAGGCCAUCCUUUGUAUAAUAGCCAAUUGUUUAGAAAGAAUAAUGUCAUCGUUUUAGGAUAUGGAUUAUGUGAAUGGGAGAUUAUGGGUACUAAAUGCUGAACAGAACCAACUGUGUGUCUAAAUCGGGGUAAACUGGGAGUUUUUCCUCCUGUAGGCUUCUACUGUCAUUGAUUUUUGCUGUGGGACAUUCAUAUAUCAUCCUCAAUUCUUCAGAUGACACUGGCCUGCUUGUUGAUGAUUCGGAGUAAUUUGUUUGGAGAGACUUUUUCAGUCAUUCAGAGGAAAGAUCAUAAUCUGUACUGUAAUCCUCCAUUUGUAGACAGCCUCCAUCCGAGGUUUGUUCUGUGAUAUCCAGACUGAAAGCCUCUGUGGUGCAGAUCAACAUUAAAUGCAAAUUGGAAAGCCUCACGAGGUGGGCUCAUCUUCAAGACUCUUCGUUCGGCUGUUUUAGGAUGUGUUUGCGUUGUCUCCUCAUAGUUGUAUGUUUGCAGACACUUGUCUGGUAUUAUAUGCAAUCAUACUACGUUCAGUGUGCUACAACUCCUCUACCUUUUAUUUAUUCUACACAUGUGAAAACCGGAGGAAGAAAAGCCAGUUGCCGUUUUGGCCUCUUUACCAAUUUUAAGUACUAAAAAUGAAAACCACUGUUGUACAUAGUCAGACCUCGGAGGUGAUACCAGAUCUUCAGGGGGAUGUUUUUCACUGUAUGCUGUUCGCAGCAAUGAUUGUAUGAGUGCUUUUGAAAGUGUAAUCUUCAGAGGAUAGUUUCAGCUCAACAAUAGGUUUAAUCUGGGUCUGCAGAUUUCUAGUCCAAAAUACUGAGGGGACGUGUUGUGAUUUAGGCCUUUGGGUGAUCAUAUGAGUUUCUGUUGUUCAUUUUGUGCUUACGGCAUGGCUUUAGGAUUUGGUUUUCCAUAUAGACUAUGAAGCUUAGCCUCAGGUUUGGUAUUAAAAUAAAGCAAUUCAUUUGGGAGAAUGUUAUGAAAUGUCUUUUUGUAUUUAAUUUUUUUUUUUUUUUUUUCUUUUUGCAAAUUAAAUAACUAACUUUAAGACAUAUGAAAGCCAGUGGAUGUUAUAUUCCAUGUGUUUAUUUUUGUUUAAUAUAUAGUAUUGCAGUUUUCAACCACAUAUGUGUUUAUCACUGCAAAACUUUCACUGCUUUUUAUUUUAUUAUUAUUAUUUUUAUUUUAUUUUUUAAUAUUGCUAGUUUGGCUGUUAAGGGAAUUUUGGGAUAUUUCAAUAAAACUAUAAUUUUUUUUAUUCAGUCUAUAUGCAUUUAUCAAAACUGUUUUUUUUUCUUCUAACAUUUCAGUAUGUUUGUUUGUUUUUUCCUUUGUGCACAGGAAGUUAAUGUCUCUCCUGAGUGGUUAUUGGGAUGUCGUGGACUGUACAUAACCAUGAAUGAAUGGGUCCAUUCAAAGACAGCUGUAAAAUAUGUCAAUGUUUGUGUCAAUAAUAACUCUAAUAUAAAGAUGAUAGAACAGUAGUGUUUUCAUAAUGGUAAGCAUUAUAUAAAGCCAUUUUGUCUGUCAGACUUAGAACAUAACAUAUGAUUGAGAGAGAAAUUAAAUUCAUGGCUAGGUGUUUUCGUGUGUCUGUGUAUAUUUCUGUAAAUGAGCAAUACCAGAAUUUACCAAAAUGUUUGUUUUGACAUUUUCCUGUAUAUUGAUAUACUGUAAAUCAAACCUCAACAGUAACACUGGUGAUAACAGUCAAAAGUAAUAAGAAGAACUACAGUAAAGAACAAAUCAAUAUUUGUAUUCCAAAAUGUAUUUAAAAGAUUAAAAUCUAUUUUUUACUCAAUUUGCGGAUGUUUAUUAAUAUUCUCGUUCUGGUAUUUGUGGGAGUUGAAGUCAACUGAUUGUAAAUGUCUGUGCUUUUUUUUGGUUUCCUCUUUGUAAAGCUCAGUGGUUCUGCAGUAAAACUGUUUCAACACUUUGGUCAUAUUGAAUCAUUGUGAAGAGAAAGCAAACACUAAAACACCACAGGAAAAAUAGAGGUGUUUUAAAAUCUUGUCAGUGUCGAUAUGUGUUUUGUAAUAAAUUAACGCGUCAUUGGA